CGCCCCCACAGGCGUCGUUUUUUAAAACAUGUUGAGUGAAAGUUGAAAGAGUCCCUCCGUGGAGCCUAAGGAAUGCUCGGCAAAGACAACACGUACCAAGAGUUCAACGAUGACGACGACGCCAAUGCCGGGAACAACAGGCGGUCUCCAGACUUCUUUGGGGACCCGGUUGAAGACGACCAGGAUCCCGACGACAGAGUUUCACCAGAGGACGAGGCGAGGGGCAGCCUGUCGUCCAUCAUGGUGAGCAAAACCUGCCUGAAGAACGUCUUCACGGUGGUGCUCAUCUUCAUCUACCUGCUCCUGACGGCCGUGGCCGCCUUCCUGGCCUACCAGACCAUCUCCGACUUCCUGGAGAAGCUCAACAACCCGGUCAUGUCCGUCACCUACAAGGAGGUGGACGUCUUCUCGCCGCCAGGUAUCGCUCUGUACCCGGGCAACGCGCAGCUGCUGAGCUGUCGCCACCACGACCAUGACCGCGUCCCGCCUCUGGUGGACCCCGGCAAGCCCCAGGCGGGGGACUGCGUCAUCAAGGAGGUGACCUACUUGGGACCCUUCACCAAUGGAACACAGAAGAAGGCGCUGGUGGUCCGUGGCCCCUCGGACGUCAGGAACAAGGAGCUGAUCUUCAUGCAGUUCAGUCAGAACGAAACAGAGGAGGACUUCAGCGCCAUCACGUACAUGCUGUUCGCCAACUUUAGCGACCUCGCAGACAGUCGGAAUAAAUCCCAGUUCAUGAGGGACUGUGAGAGGAAUUACUCCAUGUGGACCUUCUCUGGGGGAUUCCGAACCUGGGUCAAGAUGUCUUUAGUCAGGACUUCGGGGAAGAGCAACGAAUCUGUGGAGUUUCGCCAAGAGUCGGCUGUGGUCAAAUUCAACGACAAGAGGCCCGAACCCGAGAGAAGCAACCAGCUCUUCUUUGCGGUUUUUGAGUGGCGGGAUCCUUUCAUGCAAGAAAUUCGACUGAUCGUGACCGCAAACGCAUGGAGCUCGGUGGCCAUUCUGUGUGGCGUUUUUAUGGCCUUCUUCAAGGCGGCCAACUUUGCCAAACUCAGCGUGCAGUGGAUCAUCAGGAUGCGCAAGAGGCACCAGAGGCACAAAGCCAGGGAGCUGAGUCCCGUCACGGAGGAGAGUUCACCCAAGUGAUUGUGUUACGCUCAUCCAGACCACUAUUUUUUUUUAAAAGGGGGGCUGGGGGGGACACUCAGGCAAUAGUUGUGUGAACGCUCCACAACAUUCACACAUGCUUUUCUACACCAAAAUUCUUCUAUUUAUUAUUAUUAUUAUUCUCCAGAUUUUGGCGCGCUCUACCUUCCACAUUUUUCAUCCGAUUCAAACCGUUCCAACUUCAAACUGUUCAGCCUAUUCGGGAAUCGCGGGCUUUCCCUAGACAGAUUCCAAAAAUUCCCAGAUUUCCCAGAAUUCCAGGUUUUCCGGGACAUUUUUCCCAUUCAAAAUGAAUUGGCCAUUUUUCAAACUUCCACCAUUUCCACAUUUUUCAACCGAUUCAAAUCGUUCCACCUUCAACACAUUCCACCAUCCUUGAAAUUUUAACUAUCUUCUUUCCAAGUUAAAAAAAAUUCCAGGAUUUUCCAGAAUUCCUGUUUUUCCAAAGCCCUAUUUUCACCCUUUUUUCUGGCGACUACUCCUUCCACAUUUUUCAACGCAUUUCAACCGUUCCACCGUCAAAACAUUCCUCUUAAUCAGGACAAAAAACAAAGUAGUUUUUUUCACUCGAAAAAUUCCCGAAAUUCCAGGAAUUCCGUAAUACCAUUUCUCAAUUAAAAAUGUUACUACUUCAACAUUUCUCGACCGAAUUGAAAAAUUCCAACACCAACCAUUUCAACUCAUUCAGACCAUUCAAGUUUUUUUUGUACGAAACUUUUCCCGAAAUUCCCACAUUUUGGGAAAUUCCCAUUGAAGUCAAUGGGACAUUCUUCAAAGUUCCACAACUGCCACAUUUUUUAUCUGAUUCAAACCGUUCCAACUUCAAACUGUUCAGCCUAUUCGGGAAUUGCAGGCUUUCCCUUGACAAAUCCCAAAAAUUCCCAGAUUUCCCAGAAUUCCAGGUUUUCCGGGACAUUUUUCCCAUUCAAAAUGAAUUGGCCAUUUUUCAAACUUCCACCAUUUCCACAUUUUUCAACGGAUUCAAAUCGUUCCACGUUCAACAUAUUCCACUCAUUCUGGACAUUCAAACUAUAAUUUUUCCUAGUUCAAAUAAAUUCCAGGAAUUCCCAGAAUUCCCAGUUUUCCACACCUUAUUUUCACCCUUUUUUCUGGCGACUACUCCUCCCACAUUUUUCAACCCACUUCAACCGUUCCACCGUCAAAACAUUCAUCUUAAUCAGGAAAAAAAAAAAGAAGUUGUUUUUUGAACUGGAAAAAUUCCCAGUUUUCCCGAAAUUCCAGGAAUUCCGUAACACCAUUUCUCAAUUAAAAAUGUUACUACUUCGACAUUUCUCGACCGACUUGUAAAAUUCCAACACCAACCAUUUCAACUCAUUCAGACCAUUCAAGGUUUUUUGUACGAAACUUUUCCCGAAAUUCCCAAAUUUUUGGGAAAUUCCCAUUGAAGUCAAUGGGACAUUCUUCAAAGUUCCACAACUGCCACAUUUUUUAUCUGAUUCAAACCGUUCCAACUUCAAACUGUUCAGCCUGUUCGGGAAUCGCGGGCUUUCCCUUAAAAAAUUCCAAAAAUUCCCAGAUUUCCCAGAAUUCCAGGUUUUCCGGGACAUUUUUCCCAUUCAAAAUGAAUUGGCCAUUUUUCAAACUUCCACCAUUUCCACAUUUUUCAACCGAUUCAAAUCGUUCCACCUUCAACACAUUCCACCAUCCUUGAAAUUUUAACUAUCUUCUUUCCAAGUAAAAAAAAAUUCCAGGAUUUUCCAGAAUUCCCUGUUUUUCCAAAGCCCUAUUUUCACCCUUUUUUCUGGCGACUACUCCUUCCACAUUUUUCAACGCAUUUCAACCGUUCCACCGUCAAAACAUUCCUCUUAAUCAGGACAAAAAACAAAGUAGUUUUUUUAACUCGAAAAAUUCCCGAAAUUCCAGGAAUUCCGUAAUACCAUUUCUCAAUUCAACAUGUUACUACUUCGACAUUUCUCGACCGACUUGUAAAAUUCCAACACCAACCAUUUCAACUCAUUCAGAUCAUUCAAGGUUUUUUGUACGAAACUUUUCCCGAAAUCCCCACAUUUUGGAGAAAUUCCCAUUGAAGUCAAUGGGACAUUCUUCAAAGUUCCACAACUGCCACAUUUUUUAUCUGAUUCAAACCGUUCCAACUUCAAACUUCAGCCUAUUCGGGAGUCGCAGGCUUUCCCUUGAAAAAUUCCAAAAAUUCCCAGAUUUCCCAGAAUUCCAGGUUUUCCGGGACAUUUUUCCCAUUCAAAAUGAAUUGGCCAUUUUUCAAACUUCCACCAUUUUACCACAUUUUUCAACCGAUUCAAAUCGUUCCACGUUCAACAUAUUCCACUCAUCCUGGACAUUCAAACUAUAAUUUUUCCAAGUUCAAAUAAAUUCCAGGAAUUCCCAGAAUUCCCAGUUUUCCACACCUUAUUUUCACCCUUUUUUCUGGCGACUACUCCUCCCACAUUUUUCAACCCACUUCAACCGUUCCACCGUCAAAACAUUCCUCUUAAUCAGGACAACAAAAAUAAGUUGGUUUUUGAACUGGAAAAAUUCCCAGUUUUCCCGAAAUUCCAGGAAUUCCGUAGCACCAUUUCUCAAUUAAAAAUGUUACUACUUCAACAUUUCUCGACCGAAUUGAAAAAUUCCAACACCAACCAUUUCAACUCAUUUAGAACAUUCAAACUUUUUCACGUUUUCCAAAGAAUUCCCUCUUUUCCCGAACUUCCCAAAUCUGCAGGAAAUUCCCAUGAAUGGGACAUUUUUCAAAGUUCCACAUCUCCCACAUUUUUUAUUCGAUUCAAACCCUUCCAACUUCAAAAUAUCCCGCUUGUUCAGGAAUUGUGUGCUCCCUUUCAACAAUUAUAAAAAAAAUCCCGGAUUUCCGAAAAUUCCCAGUCUUUAGGGACAUUUUUCCCAUUCAAAAUGAAUUGGCCAUUUUUCAAACUUCCACAUUUUUCAACGGAUUCAAAUCGUUCCACGUUCAACAUAUUCCACUCAUCCUGGACAUUCAAACUAUAAUUUUUCCAAGUUCAAAUAAAUUCCAGGAAUUCCCAGUUCUCCACACCCUAUUUUCACCCUUUUUUCUGGCGACUACUCCUCCCAUAUUUUUCAACCCACUUCAACCGUUCCACCGUCAAAAAAUUCCUCCUAAUCAGGACUAAAAAAAGAAGUUGUUUUUUGAACUGGAAGAAUUCUCAGUUUUCCCGAAAUUCCAGGAAUUCCGUAACACCAUUUCUCAAUUAAAAAUGUUACUACUUCAACAUUUCUCGACCGAAUUGAAAAAUUCCAACACCAACCAUUUCAACUCAUUCAGAACAUUCAAACUUUUUCACGUUUUCCAAAGAAUUCCCUCUUUUCCCGAACUUCCCAAAUCUGCAGGAAAUUCCCAUGAAUGGGACAUUUUUCAAAGUUCCACAACUCCCACAUUUUUUAUUCGAUUCAAACCCUUCCAACUUCAAAAUAUUCCACGCGUUCAGGAAUUGUGUGCUCCCUUUCAACAAUUAUAAAAAAAAUCCCGGAUUUCCGAAAAUUCCCAGUCUUUAGGGACAUUUUUCCCAUUCAAAAUGAAUUGUCCAUUUUUCAAACUUCCACCAUUUCCACAUUUUUCAACCAAUUCAAAUCGUUCCACGUUCAACAUAUUCCACUCAUCCUGGACAUUCAAACUAUCAUUUUUCCAAGUUCAAAUAAAUUGCAGGAAUUCCCAGAAUUCCCGUUUUAUCAAUCACAUUUUCCACUCUUUUUUCUGUUGACUACUCCUUUCACAUUUUUCAACCCACUUCAGCCGUUUCACCGUCAAAUCAUUUCUCUUAAUGAGGACAAAAAACAAAGUUGUUUUUGAACUGGAAAAAUUCCCGGUUUUCCAGGAAUCCUGUAAAACCAUUUCUCAAUUAAAAAUGUUACUACUUCAACAUUUCUCGAUCGAUUCGAAAAAUUCCAACACCAACCAUUUCAACUCAUUCAGAACAUUCACGUUUUUUAACAUUUUCCAAAAAAUUCCCUCCUUUCCCGAAAUUCCCAAAUUUGCAUGAAAUUCCCAUUGAAAUAAAUGGGACAUUUUUCAAAGUUCCACAACUCCCCCAUUUUUUAUCCGAUUCAAACUGUUCGAACUUCAAAAUAUUCAGCAUGUUCAGGAAUUGUGUGCUCCCUUUCAACAAUUACAAAAAAAAUUCCCGGAUUUCUGAGAAUUCCAAGUUUUUAGGGACAUUUUCACCAUUCAAAAUGAAUUAUCCAUUUUUCAAACUUCCACAAUUCCCACAUUUUUUAACCGAUUCAAACCAUUUCACCUUCAACACAUUCAACUCAUCCUAGAAAUUUCCUCGUUCUACAAAUUUCCAGGAAUUCCUGGGUUUUUUCUAACCUAAUUUCCAACCUUUUUUUAGUGCGAUGACUCCUUUCACAUUUUUUAACCCAUUUCAACCGUUCCACUGUCAAAACAUUCCUCUUAGUCAGGACAAAAAACCAAGUUGGUUUAAGAACUUAAUAAAUUCCCGGUUUUCUAGGAAAUCAGUAAAACCAUUUCUCAAAUAGAAAUUUUACGACUUCAACAUUUCUCGACCGAUUUGAAAGAUUCCAACACCAACCAUUUCAACUCAUUCAGAACAUUGACAUGUUUUAGCAUUUUCCCCAAAAUUCCCUCUUUUCCCGAAAUUCCCAAAUUUCCAGGAAAUUCCUAUUGAAAUGAAUGGAACAUUUUUCAAAAUUCCACAACUCCCACAUUUUUUUAUCCGAUUCAAACCGUUCCAACUUCAAAAUAUUCAGCCUGUUCAUGAAUUGUGUGCUCUUUUUCAACAAAUAUUUUUAAAAAUUCCCGGAUUUCCAAAAAUCCCCAGUCUUUAGGGACAUUUUUCCCAUUCAAAAUGAAUUAUCCAUUUUUCAAAGUUCCACAAUUGCCACAUUUUUCAACCUAUUCAAACCAUCCCACCUUCAACACAUUCAACUUAUCCUGGAAAUGUAAACAACCAGGAAUUUCCAGGAAUUCCUGUGUUUUUCUAACAUUAUUUCCAACCUUUUUUAGUGCGAUGAUUCCUUUCACAUUUUUCAAACCAUUUCAACCGUUCCACCGUCAAAACAUUCCUCUUAGUCAGGACAAUAAAACAAGUUGGUUUAAGAACUUGAAAAAUUCCCGUUUUUCCCGAAGUUCCCUAAUGCCAUUUCUCAAUUAAAAAACUGUUACUACUUCAACAUUUCUUGACCGAUUUAAACAAUUCCAACACCAACCAAUUCAACUCAUUCAGGACAUUCAUGUUCCUAAUCAUUUUCAACAAAUCCCGCUUUUCCAAAAUUCCCAAAUUUCCAGGAAGUUCCCAUUGUUGGGUAAUUUUUCCAAGUUACACAAUUCCCACAUUUUUCAACCUCUUCAAACCAUUCCAACAUCAACACAUUCCAAUCAUCCUGCACAUUCAAACUAACACUUUUCCCAAAUUCCAAACCAAAUUCCGGUUUUCCUGGAAAUUCAAACUCUUCAACAUUCAAACUAUUCUUACAUUCAUACUACAUUCUGUCAGCAUUUCACUUCAACUUCAGCAUUGGAGCAUUCACACGCAAUUCCUUCAGGAAUUGCUUCAUCUAUUUACAUUUCAAAAUCAGAGGCAUUUCUUUCCACAUCCAUUCCAGGCAGUUUUAUGCACAUAUUUUGCUGAAAGACACUGAAAAUGUUUAUUGUUUUUGUUGAUUUUACUGUAUGUUGCUCAUGUUUGUAGCCUUGAUCCCAAAACAUUUGUAUUUAAUACAUCGCCAAUCAUCUUUUGUGUAUUGAUUAAGCAAUAUAAUGGUAGUUUGCACUAGUUUUGUUUUAGUAGAGCAGAGGUGUCAAACUGGUUUUAAUUGAGGGCCACUCCUAACACUGGAUGAUAUUACACAAUUGCCUAUGCAUUUGAUGAUUUAUUUUUAUUUUUAUGUACAACGAUGUAAAAAAUUUUACAGUAAAAAACCUGACAGGUCAGUCGCAAAAAUGUUAGCGUAAAAUUUACAGUGUUUUUUUCAGCAUGUUACUGUAAAUGGAAAAAAACAGUGCCAGUGUUUUUCACGGAACAAAACUGGCAGCUCAGUUGAUAGAAUUUUACUGGAAAAUUUACAGAGUUUUUUUUACUGUAAAUAUAAAACUGCAUUUUUACAGUAAAAUUUCUGGCAACUUAGCUGCCGGAUUUUACCGUAAAAACCAGUGGUCCCCAACCACCGGGCAUUGGUACCGGGC
Molecule: messenger RNA, 7321 nt
Organism: Entelurus aequoreus (snake pipefish)
Lineage: Eukaryota; Metazoa; Chordata; Actinopteri; Syngnathiformes; Syngnathidae
Gene: pacc1
Product: proton activated chloride channel 1
Exons: 8
Coding region: 73-1146 (357 amino acids)
Source: RefSeq, a predicted model, not a curated record